GUCGUCAUCGGGGGGAUGUUUCCUGUGCACAGGCGUAUCGCUUCCACUGACGGCAACACUUCAAGGGUGCCCGUCUCCUCGGGGUGUGAGGGGUUUAACUUCCGCACCUUCCGGUGGACCCAGACCAUGCUCUUUGCCAUCAAUGAAAUAAACAAGAAGGACGACCUGCUGCCCAACACCGACCUGGGCUACGUCAUCUACGACUCUUGUUUCACCAUCUCCAAGGCCGUGGAGGGCACCCUCACCUACCUGACGGGCCAGGACGAAGCCGUACCCAACUACCGCUGUGGGACUGGGGCGCCUCUCGCUGCCCUGGUGGGUGCCGGCGGCUCCGAUCUGUCCAUCGCCACUGCCAGGAUACUGGGACUUUAUCACUUCCCACAGGUCAGCUACUGUUCAUCCUGCUCCGCCCUGGAAAGUAAAUUCCAGUUCCCCACCUUCCUGAGGACCAUUCCCAAUGACAAGCACCAGUCCACAGCGAUGGCCCAGCUGGUGCUGCACUUCGGCUGGACCUGGGUGGGCACCAUCGCCGCAGAUGACGAUUAUGGCAAGUAUGGUAUCAAAGACUUCAAGGAGCAGGUGGAGGAAGCUGGUGUCUGCAUCUCCUUCUCCGAGACCCUGCCCAAGGUGAGUUCCCCACAGGACAUCCAGCGCAUUGUUGACACCGUGGUUGAGUCCACAGCCAAGAUCAUUGUGGUCUUCUCAUCAGACGUCGACCUUAGUCCACUCAUUCUGGAGCUGCUCCGUCACAACGUCACCAACCGCACCUGGGUCGCCAGCGAGGCCUGGGUCACCUCUGCCCUCAUCAACCGGCCUGGGGUGAGCUCAGUGCUGGCUGGUACUCUGGGCUUUGGGGUGAAGAGAGCUGACAUCCCUGAUCUUCGGCGCCAUCUACUGGACCUGGACCCCUAUUCUGACCUACUCACAGAGGAAUUCUGGGAGACGAUGUUUAACUGCACACUGGACUAUGGCAGAGCUCAGAGACAGGCCAAACAGAGGGCCGAGGAGGUCAAUGGCACUCUGUCCAGGGCGGUGAGGGGGGCUCCUGAAGGGCUGUGUACGGGCCGCGAGUCUGUGGCACAGCUCACCAACACCUACGCCGACGUUUCCCAGUUACGAAUCACCUACAGUGUAUACAAAGCCGUGUAUGCUGUGGCACAUGCUUUGCACAACCUGGAGCACUGUGUCAAUGGACAGGGGCCGUUCACUGGGAAGAGCUGUGCUGACAUCACCAACUUUGAACCAUGGCAGCUGAUGUACUACCUGAAGAACGUGCGGUUCAGAGUGCCCAACACAGGCGAAGAGAUCUACUUUGAUGAAGGGGAUGUGGAGGGCUUCUAUGAAAUCCUCAACUGGCAGGUCAACAGUCAGGGGGAGGUUUCAUACGUCGGCGUGGGACACUACAACGGCUCGGCAGCUUCGGGGGACAGGAUGACCAUAACCAACGACUCCAUUGUGUGGAACAAUGAAGUGCUGGAGCCUCCUCGGUCAGUGUGCAGUGAGAACUGCCAGCCCGGCACCAGGAAAGGGAUCCGGCAGGGAGAGCCGGUCUGCUGCUUCGACUGUAUCCCCUGUGCCGACGGAGAGAUCAGCAACAAAAUGAAUGCUCGGGAAUGUAUCCUGUGCAGCGGAGACUACUGGUCCAACGACGCUCACGACGCCUGCGUGCCAAAAAUCAUCGAGUUCCUGGCCUUUGGGGAGCCGCUGGGGAUCACUCUCAUCGUCAUCUCUGCCUUUGGGGCAUUAGUUACCAUCGCUGUUGGGGUAGUGUUUGUCGUGCACAUCGGCACCCCUCUGGCGAAGGCCAACGACGCUCUGUUGAGUUUCUCGCUGCUCUUCUCGCUGGUGGUGACCUUCCUCUGCUCCAUCGUCUUCCUCGGAGAGCCUCAGAACUGGAGCUGCAUGACCAGCCAAGUAGCCCUGGCUCUGGGCUUCGCUCUCUGCCUUGCCUCCAUCAUGGGUAAAUCCGCAGUGUUGAUGCUGAGAGCCCAGGCUCUGAAAGCUGCCCGUGCUCGAGCCAAAGCGUCCGCCAAAGCAGCAAAGGCAGCAGCUGAGGCGGCAGCCAACAGCGGCAGCCCCGAUGUCAUUGUGACCAACACGAACCACAACAAUGAUGCCAAUGCCUGUGCCGACCCUGAGGUCGACACCCUCACCCAUGCCCACCAGAGGGCGAUAGCUGCCGUGGCAACAUUAAUACAGGCUGUUGCAUGCACUGUGUGGCUCAUCGUCCUCCCCCCUUACCCCGUCAAAAACACCUCAGCUCAGAAUAUAAAGAUCAUUCUUGAGUGUGACGAAGGCUCUGUGGUCUUCAUCUGUUGCAUCUUCGCCUAUGACAUCCUGCUGGCGCUGCUGGCCUUCAUCUUUGCCUUCAUAGCCCGAAAGCUGGAGGACAACUUCAGUGAGGCGAAGUGUGUGACCUUCGGCAUGCUCGUCUUCUUCAUCGUGUGGAUCUCCUUCGUCCCAGCGUACCUGAGCACGCGUGGAAAGUUCAUGGUGGCGGUCCAGAUUUUCGCCAUCUUGGCCUCAAGCUUCGGCCUGCUGACCUGCAUCUUCCUGCCCAAGUGCUACGUUCUUCUGGUCAAACCUGAGCGCAACACGGAGGAGAUGAUGAGGCCCCGUGCCAAACCCCGCGAUGGGACCUUGACUGGGACCUCGGCCUCACUCGCUACAGUCGCUACGGAGGUCAAUUCUACGACUGCGUCCACUUCCAUUGAUGAUUAGUGGGGAAGUGAUAAAGAGGAACAAAGGCAACCACACAUUGAUAAUUGUAAAUACUGUUAGAUGGCAGCUGUGCCACUGCUUCUCUGGGCAAAUGAUUAGGGUUCCUCCCUUCUCUUGUAGUUCACAUUUUACUAUAUUAUAAUCAUCAUAUUUGGUCUUAAUAAACAGACAAUACAUAUUAUUUACAAUAUAUUUAUAUUCAUACUGAUUGAAUAUGUGUUUAGUUUAGCCCAAGUCAAGUGUCUCCUCACAUGCUUUAGGGAGGGUUGAUUUCAAUCAGCAUGAGGAAAGAACACUGCUACCUCAACGAUUACUGAACAUCUCAAACAUGCAUUAUAAAAAAAUGUAUGAUUAUUUCAAAAGGCACAUUCUUUAAGAACAACAUAAAUGCAACUUUCUUGCUUUACUACAGUGUCUGUAAAUUCUGCUGACAGAUAUUUUUAUCAAGUUGUUUCCUAUAAUAACCCGUCAUUGUGACACAAACUAGCCGUUCUCUGUUAGCACAAGACAUUUGUUCAUAGAAUAAUAAAUGUUAUUUUCAGUCACACACAGAAAAAGGCUAUUCUUGUACUAUUCUCACUUUUAGGGCAGUAAUGUGAAAUAUCUGUAAAAAAAAAAAAAGAGGAAUAAACUGCAGCUGAAUGUCGUUAUUUUUAAACUUUCAAUCUUUGAAAAGUUGGAGAGGAACUAAUUAAGCUGUGUGAUGGAUGACGCAUAAAGAUGACAAGAUGAAAGGGAGCAUACAAAACACUAAACAGCUACUUUACUGAACUCUAACAAGGUGACGAGAAUGAUGCUAUUAAUGUAUGUGGGUGUGAUAACCGCUGUUUCA
Messenger RNA from Scophthalmus maximus (turbot), 3553 nucleotides. RefSeq names its product vomeronasal type-2 receptor 1. The record is from RefSeq and is a predicted model, not a curated record. Gene Ontology annotation, cellular component: membrane. Gene Ontology annotation, biological process: G protein-coupled receptor signaling pathway. Lineage: Eukaryota; Metazoa; Chordata; Actinopteri; Pleuronectiformes; Scophthalmidae. Bases 16 to 2721 code for a protein of 901 amino acids. The transcript is spliced from 14 exons. Gene Ontology annotation, molecular function: G protein-coupled receptor activity; olfactory receptor activity.